Molecule: messenger RNA, 346 nt
Organism: Oppiella nova
Lineage: Eukaryota; Metazoa; Arthropoda; Arachnida; Sarcoptiformes; Oppiidae
Source: the annotation of a GenBank genome assembly
AAAUUUGUUAAACAAGCUUGUUAAAAAAAACUUGCAAAACAAUGAACAAAACAAUUAUACUGUUAUUACUCGUGGCAGUGGUAUUCACUAUUGUGGAUGAGGCUACAUGUUUUGAUAGUGGAAAGGCUGCUGAAUUUAAAAACAAAAUAGCCGAGAAAAAGGAGGAGGUCAAAGGGUACGUGGAAAUGGGCAAGGCGGCUAUCAAGGAGAAAAUGGGCAGCAUGGGAAGCAAACAAUAACUAAACUUGAUCAUUGCAAAUUAAAUAAAGAUUUACUCCAUAAUAAUAAAUAAAUAAAUAUUUUGCUGAGUUAUAUAAAAAUGUUUUAAUUAUAUAAUGCCACCAAC